This is a messenger RNA of Cryptotermes secundus, 669 nucleotides long. Its product is annotated as RYamide neuropeptides. The transcript has 5 exons. Bases 29 to 472 code for a protein of 147 amino acids. The record is from RefSeq and is a predicted model, not a curated record. Lineage: Eukaryota; Metazoa; Arthropoda; Insecta; Blattodea; Kalotermitidae.
CAGAGCGCUACCUGGCGGAAGACCGGCCAUGACCUCCACGAGCAGCGUGGUGAUGCUGAUGGUGCUAGUGACCUGCUCAUUGGUGAUCCUAGUGUCCUCAGCUCAGUUCUAUUCCAGCGGGCGUUAUGGAAAACGUGGAGACUUGUCCCAGAGGAGCAUGUUCUGGAGCGGCAGUCGUUACGGACGCAGCAGUGGGGGUGGCGGCGGGAGGCGGCAACAAGGAGGAAGCAAUCCUGUGCAGGUGGCUGUAAGGAACGACAGGUUCUUCAUCGGUAGCCGGUACGGUAAAAGGAGCGAGACGCCAACCGUAACCACCGACGAGACCGUCGGAUUGGUGGAUGUGCUGCUUGAAGCGGAGGAGGAUGGAAACAAGCAAGUGUCAUGUAUGUACACCGGCAUCACCAACUUGUACCGCUGCUACAACAGGAAAGACAACUCUAGCGAGGACGCCAGCAGUGAACACAAGAAGUGAGCGCUACCCUUUCUAAACAUUCCCGUCAGCGUGUGUAUAUGGCAUGCAUUGUUUCUCCUAGAUUUUGGCUGGAAAUCUAGACCGAAUGAUGACAUUCUAACUUUAUGUUUAUUGGAUGUUGUAUACCCACCAUGUUCUUAUUUAUGUUGCUGUGUAUAUUUGUAUUAAUAAUAAACAUUAAAAGAGCAUGUGACAUC